ACAAACAGGGUAGACUUUUUGAUUUUCAUCCAAUUCCACGAAAACACACGAAUUCUUCCUCUUUUUUUUCUUCCCUCUAAUUUUUUUUGGGGUUUUUUAUUCUCCCUCCAAAAAAAACCCUAGAUUUACCUCAUCAAUUAACACUCAUCCAAUACAGGUGGAAGAGAGGUGAGGAAAGGAAAGGAAGGGAGGAAUGGCUUUAGAAGGAUAUCUAACAGAUUCAUUGUUAAAUGGAUGGCUAUUAGCUGGAGUUGAGGAUUGGCAGUCUAGAGCAUGAGUUUUGAAGAUCAGUUCCCUAAUAUAGAAAAAAAGAUUUCAAUUAUUGUCAAAUAGAGCUGUUAGACGCUUCAGGUUCUCGGAGCAUCUACAAGAGCCUCGUUUCCUCCGCUAGUGCUGUCAUUUAAAAAACUUCCAUUGUUGUGCCUCCUCUGGGUUUGUCUUGUUACUGUCAUUUCUCUGAAUUGGCAGUGGAUCUCUUUCAGGUAUUCAAAGUCAUUCAUCUAGUGUGCAAAGCACUCCGGAGAAAAAUGGAAAUACAUGUUAUACAUCAAAAGGGUCGGAACUUCUCCAAGAAUUUCUGAAAUCUGGUCCAAAAGAGAGAGCUAUUGAAGACUUGCUUUAACAAAGAAACGAAACUAAAAUCUUCUCCAAAAGGCAGUAUGAUAGAGCAGCAGCUGAAAGCAUGCAACAAAAAUGUGAAGAAUCCUGAGAGCAGGAAGAAUGGUUCCAUUUCCAAUAAUACUGCUUCUAAGAAGCAAAGCAGGAAGGGAGAAAAUCCUGCUCGCCUCAUAUCGAAAACUGAGCAACCUUCUGAAUUUGGAUGUUCUAGUACCUGGAUAUGUAAAAAUUCUGCGUGUAGAGCUGUUUUGUCCAUAGAUGAUGCGUUUUGUAGGAGGUGCUCAUGUUGCAUCUGCCACCAAUUUGAUGAUAAUAAAGACCCUAGCCUUUGGUUGGUUUGUGAAUCUGAGUCUGGACAGGGUGAUUCUUGUGGAUUAUCAUGCCACAUUGAGUGUGCAUUUCAACAAGAGAAGCUGGGAGUCGUGAACCUUGGGCAAUACAUGCAUUUAGAUGGGAGUUACUGCUGCGCUUCUUGCGGCAAAGUCUCUGGUGUGCUUGGAUGUUGGAAAAAACAGUUGGCUAUAGCAAAGGAUGCUAGACGUGUCGAUGUGCUUUGUUAUAGAAUAUUGCUGAGUUACAGGCUACUUGAUGGUACGGCUAAAUUUAAGGACCUCCAAGAGAUUGUUGCAGAAGCUAAAAUAAAAUUGGAGGCGGAGGUGGGUCCCAUGAAUGGUGACUCUGUCAAGAUGGCUAGAGGUAUAGUUAGCAGGCUUACUAUUGCUGCAGAUGUACAAAAACUCUGUUCACAUGCGAUUGAUAAAGCUAAUGAAUUGCUUGCCAACGUUUCCAUCGUGUCUCCAAAUUACAAAGUGGAUUCACUUCCCGCUGCAUGCAGGUUCCUGUUUGAAGAAGUUACCUCUUCUUCACUUGUAAUAGUCUUGAUUGAUAUCCCCUCACCAAUAACUGAUUCCAUCAGAGGCUACAAGCUAUGGUACUGCAAAAGCAGACAGGAGACAUUUUCAAAGGAGCCUCAAUCCAUCUUUCCAAGGGAGAGAAGAAGGAUUUCUGUAACACAUCUUGAUCCUUGCACCGAGUACACCUUCAGAAUAAUUUCCUACACAGAAACUGAUGAUUUAGGCCACUCUGAGGCCAAGUGUUUUACCAAGAGUGUAGAGAUUUUUCAUAACCAUAAGAAUCCCACCACAUCAGGUUGUAAGAAGGAAACUCCUUCAGUUGAGGGAAGCUCCUCACCUACAAAGGAGCAACCCAACUCAUCUUCUGGAUUUCAGGUGCGGGACCUUGGGAAAGUGUUACGACUAGCUUGGGCUCAAGAACAGGGCUUUCUCGAAGGCUUCUGCAGUGCUGAUGUAGAACAAUGCUGUGGAGUUACAAAAUAUGAAUCUCCUAAAGAUCACCAGUCACCUCCGCCAGUUUCUCGUGAGCUUGACCUAAAUGUUGUUUCAGUUCCAGAUUUAAAUGAAGACCUUAACCCGCCUCUCGAGUCUUCCAGGGAUGAAGAUAAUGGAUGUACGCUGGAGCGUGCUACUGGUCCUGAUGAUGAUGCUGCUUCUCAUGGUGUUGAGAAGAAUGGGCUUGGGCUUGCCAGGUCAAAUGGUAGUGGGCCAAGUGAUGAUUCACUGGCUUGGGCAACCAUUCGAAAUGGAGACGUUGAUUCCUUGACGGAGAUUCGCCGGAAGAGAGCUUCAAGUUCGAAUGAAGAGACCCAUGAUUGUGACAGCGCCCUGAUAAAUGGGUCGCCGUUUCGGGUUUCUGGUGGGCCUGGACCCCUAGACAGUAACUUUGAGUAUUGCGUGAAGGUCAUACGGUGGUUGGAGUGUGACGGCUACUUAAAACAGGAAUUUAGAUUGAAAUUGUUGACUUGGUUUAGCUUAAGAUCUACUGAACAAGAGCGUCGGGUUGUCAACACCUUCAUUCAAACCCUCAUGGAUGAUCCAAAGAGCUUGGCAGGGCAGCUCGUGGACUCCUUUGGAGAUCUUGUAUCUAGCAAGAAGCCCAGGAAUAGUUUCACUAGUAUUCCUUCUUGAAUAUCUAUCAUAUAGAUGGGACGGAUACAUUUCAGAUGUUUAGGACACAGUUCUUAGGAAGCAAGUCACCUGGUUGUCCUCCAGAAAGGGAUUUCAUUUCAGUGGGUAACUGCAUAUUCUUAGGAGGUAUUUGUUAGAUUCCUUAACCUCAUUUGUAGAAAGAUUCACAUUGAGACAAUUAUUGUUACCUUCUCUAAUUUAAGGAAGGAUGGUUCAAUGGAUGUGUUAAUUCACGUUUAAUUUAUUAGUUAAUUAGUCUGUUUUCACAAGGAAUCAGAGGAUUAUUUUUUCCUGA
This is a messenger RNA of Spinacia oleracea (spinach), 2898 nucleotides long. Its product is annotated as VIN3-like protein 1. The coding region runs from base 660 to 2603 and encodes 647 amino acids. The record is from RefSeq and is a predicted model, not a curated record. Lineage: Eukaryota; Viridiplantae; Streptophyta; Magnoliopsida; Caryophyllales; Amaranthaceae. Gene Ontology annotation, molecular function: protein binding. Gene Ontology annotation, biological process: epigenetic regulation of gene expression; vernalization response. The transcript has 7 exons.